AUGAGCAGCACGUCUUUCAAGUGACAAAAGCCCUUUCAAGUGAGUUUCAACGCCACCGCUUCUCCUCUCUCCAACUGCCAACACACACCCAAAGCCUCCGCCCUACACCUCGUUUGGACCGCUAAUAAUUUCCUUUCUCUCUUCCUAUAUCCUCUCCCCCUGCUGUUUCCAUCAGCUUCAGCUUCACCCCAGUAGAACUCCAUGGACAAAUACCCCGCUCAAAAAGACGACGUUUUCCCAUCUCUCAAUCUCCACCCUUCCUACAGUUCCGACGACGGCAGCAAUCGCACCCCCAAAUUCUUCGACCGCUUCUACGACUCCUCCUCCGACGAUGACUUCUGCCCCUCCUCCUCGGCCGCAGCCCCAUCCAUCUCCGAGGGCGUCGAGAACGCCGGAAGACGUCUCGACUACAUGAUCCAGUUCUUGGAGCGCAAGCUCUCCUCUCCCGACCACGACAGGACUCGCGCUCUCCCCGAAUUUGUAGGUAAGGGCGGCGGCACCGGAAUGUUCAAGGUCCCUGUUCAUGUCUCCGUGCAUCCAGGUCGGCCGCCUAGUCUGGAGGUGAGGCCGCACCCGCUGAGGGAAACGCAGAUUGGGUGUUUUCUGAGGAGUGUUGUGUGCACGGAGUCGCAGUUGUGGGCGGGCCAAGAAUGCGGAGUUAGGGUUUGGAAUUUCUCGGAUUUGUAUGGAUCAGCGUGUGGAGCUGGGGGAGUGACGAGGAGCGGGGAUGAGGAAACGGCCCCGUUUUGUGAAUCGGUGCAGACCCCGGCUGCGAUCUGUUUGGUUGUGGAUGAGGCGAAUAGGUUGGUGUGGAGUGGGCACAAGGACGGCAAGGUCCGAGCUUGGAAGAUGGAUCAGCGUUUGGGUGAUGCUCCUUUUACAGAAUGUCUGGCUUGGCUUGCUCAUCGUACUCCAGUUCUUUCACUCGUUAUGACGUCUUAUGGUGAGCUCCAAGUUCCCAAAAUUCACUGUUUGAGUGGCAGGAAAAUUAUAGAGAAAUGAAAGGAAUCCCCCAAAAUUUAGAAUGAUUUGAAAGCUGAAUUAAGUAAUCAACACCCUUUUGCAUUUUGGUUGGUGCAAAUUGAAGGAGAAAGAACAAAACCUUGGAGUUUCAGAUUUGCUAAGCUGAGUAUUUGAGGGACCAGUGAAAGAUUUUUUUUUUUUUUUUAAUAGACAAAAGCAAGAAGGGGCGCACCCAACGUACAGGCAGUAUACACAAAGAAAACAACCCAGCACCAGAAAGAAAGAAGAAACCUAGAAAAUAGCAAGACUAGCCACAAUAAAGAGAGUCCAAAAAAUUCAGAUGAGAGGGGAUCUUCAAAUCCAGCAACUGUUUGGACCACUCCACAAAGGAUCUGAAAAAGAGAACCCUCAGCCUUUGGUCCAAUAAUUCAUCAUCUUUGAAAAUCCUUCAGUUGCGCUCUUCCCAAAUACACCAAAAUAAGCAAAUCAGAGCCAACCGCCAAAUUGUUAUUUUCUUCUUCCCCAGUCCCUUGAAUUUCAAUUAUAGGAGAAGAUUUUUCAUUGAAACCAGGAACACCCAAACCAACCCAAAAGUUGUUAACAACAAGGUUCAAAGCUAUCUUGGCCUAUCACAAUGAAUCAAAAUAUGUCAGCCGACUCUUCACUAUCUUUACAAAGAAUACAUCUAUUAACCAACGGUCAUCCUCUCUUCAUCAACAUAUCUACAGUUAAUAUCUUUCUCCACACUGCUUCCUAAGCAAAAAAACGAGUUUUGAGAGGAGCACUUGAUCCCUAAACCUCUUUAGCUAGAAAUAAAAGAUUGUUCUUAACCCUUAGAGAGCAAUCUUCUAUACUUUCCCUUCCCAUCAUUUUUCCAAAUUAAAGUGUCUUCCCCUUCUUGCACUUUUGAAGAAGUGGUGUGUUCCAAAGACUGAGACACCUCCUUUAACUCCCAAUCUUGGAAGAGUCUUCCAAAAGAAACCUCCCAAUAUCCACCUCCACCCCCUCCCUUUCCCCAUACAUCUACUACUAUUGCAUUCUUGUGGGAAGACAACCUGAAAAGAGUUGGGUAAACAUCCUUCAACUUAAUCCCCCCAACCCAACUAUCCCACCAAAAUCUUGUGCGUUUACCAUUUUCAAUGUGGAUGCUGGUUAUAAAAGUGAACUUUUCAGUCUUUUCUAAUGUAUUUCCAAAGACUUAGCCUGUAACAAUUCCUCACCUCUCUUGUGAUCCAACCCCCCUCCACCUCCCCAAAUUUUCCAAGAAUGACUUUUCUCCAAAGACUUUCCCUUUCAAGGGAGAAUCUCCAUAACCAUUUGCCUAAGAAGGCUUGAUUAAGACCCUCCAAGUGCCUUAGCCCCAAUCCUCCAUGUUUCUUAUUCUUACAAACCUCCACCCAAUUUACCAAGUGAAACUUCCUCCUCUCUUCUGUAUCCCUCCACAAAAGUUCCUUUGAAUUCUCUCUAACUUGGUUCACUUUCUUAGGGAUUACAAAGAACGGCAUAAAAUAGAUUGGGAGGCUUGAGAGAGUACUCUUAAUAAGGACAAGUCUAUCUCCUUUGGAUAGGUACUGUUUUUUCCAUGCAACCAAUUUCCUCUUGAAUCUCUCCUCUAUUACAUCCCAAACACCUAUUGAUCUAUGAGGGGCUCCAAAGGGUAAAUGUAGAUAAGAAGUAGGAAAUCUACCCACAUUGCACCCGAAUAGGACAACUGCUUUGUCCACAUCCUCCAUGCCCCCUACUGGAAUGGUUUCACUUUUUUGAAAAUUUAUCUUGAAUCUUGAAACCAACUCGAAACAAGUGACAAUUCACUUCCAAUAUUUUAGUUGAUCUUCAUCAUCCUUGCAAAAGAGGAGAGUAUUGUCUGUGAAUAAUAAGUGAGAAACUUGAACCCUUUCUCCCCCUCUACCUUCUAUCUUAACAACCCUAAUAAAAUCUCCCUCGUCAGCCUUAGCAAUUUAUCUGCUGAAUGCUUCCAUAAUCAAAACGAACAGGUAAGGUGAGAAUGGGUCCUCCUGCCUUAGCCCCUUAUUCAUCAAGAAUUUUUUUUUGGGAGUGUCAUUAAAUAAAACAACCAUUCUUAUAGUAGAAAUGCAAUAGAGGAUCCACUAUCUCCAUUUGGGGCUAAAACCCAUCUUCUCUAAAACCGAAAGAAGAAAUUUCCAGUUUACAUUGUCGUAAGCUUUUUCUAUGUCCAGCUUGUAGACCAGCCUCGCAUUAGACCUUCAUUUCCACGAGUCAAUCACCUCAUUUGUUACCAAGGCUACAUCCAAAAUCUGUCUACCUCCCACAAAUGCAUUUUGGCUGUUCGAUACCAUUUUGCUAAUCACCUUCUUCAGUCUAUUAGUUAGGACUUUUGCAAGAAUUUUGUAGAGACUCCCUACAAGACUAAUUGACCUGAAAUCUUGUAUGUCACCUGCCCCUCCCUUCUUCGGGAUGAGUACUAAAAAAUUUGCGUUCAGGCUGCUAACUACAACAUUAUGCAAAUGGAAUUCCUCUAAUACCUGCAUCACUUCCCCACUUACUAUAGACCAGAAAAACUUCCAAAAAGCCAACGAGAACCCAUCCGUCCUUGGCGCCUUAUCAUCCCCCAAUCCUGACAUUGCUUUGGUCACCUCCUCUUCUAAAAUUGGGCCCUCCAAUCCCUCAUAAUCCAUGUUGUCGAUUCUCAUCAAUAACUUUGAAGCCACAACAGGUCUUCUCGCUUGGGGUUCUUCAAACAUAGCUUUGAAGUAGGAGCCAAUCCCCUCUUAAAGCUCCUCUUUUUCCAAGCGAAUCGCCUUAACGGUAAGGCUGCUGAUAAAAUUUCCUCUUCUCCUUUCAUUAGCCAUGCGAUGAAAAAACCUGGUGUUAUUAUCCCCUUUCUUCAGCUAGAGGGCCCUUGAUUUCUGCUUCCAAGAGGUCUCUUCUAGGAUGGCUAAAUGACUAUACUCAUCUUUUGUUGACCUUUGGCUUCUCCUAUCCUCUUUAGAGAGGGGUCUUAGCCUUUCUACAUUAUCCUAGUAGUUUAUCUGCUCUAAAGCAGCAUCCUUUCUAGCUGAAUCAUUACCAAGGACAUCUUUAUUCCACUUCUUUAUGUCGAUUUUCAUAGCUUGUAAUUUCUUGGCAAGCACAAAGCUAGGACCCGUGAAAGAUUCCGGAGUUCUAUUCUUCUUCUCCUUCAAAUUUUGGGCAAUUGAACAAAGAAUAAAUGAUUUCUCAAAGCUCAAGGGGUCUGAGGCAAGGGGACCCCCUAUCCCCUUACCUGUUCGUGAUAGCUAUGGAGGUGUUUAGUUGCUUAAUGAGAAGGGCCAUCAGUGGGGGCUUUCUAUCUGGAUGGAGGAUUAGAGGCAGGGGUGGAGAAGGGAUUAUGAUAUCCCAUUUGCUCUUUGCGGACGACACCUUGGUGUUUUGUGAGGAGUCCCAGGAUCAGUUGACGUAUCUAAGUUGGCUUCUCAUGUGGUUUGAGGCUUGCUCAGGUUUGAAAGUUAACUUGGAGAAGAGUGAGCUUAUUCCGGUGGGGAGGGUGACUGAUAUAGAGGAUUUGGCUCUGGAGUUGGGUUGUAAGGUGGGGGGUCUGCCUUCCAGGUAUUUGGGUUUGCCUUUGGGGGCACCUUUCAAAUCAGAGGUGGUAUGGGAUUGUGUUGAAGAGAGGUUUAGGAAAAGGUUGGCUAUGUGGAAGAGACAGUAUAUUUCCAAGGGGGGAAGACUCACCCUUAUUCGGAGCACUCUUUCCAGUUUGCCGGUUUACUUCAUGUCUCUUUUCCUUUUGCCCAGAAAAGUUAGGAUGCGGUUGGAGAAGAUUCAGAGGGACUUCCUGUGGGGGGGAGGUGCUCUUGAACAGAGGCCUCAUCUGGUUAGGUGGACUCUGGUUUGCUUGGAAAAGAAGAAAGGUGGUUUGGGGGUAAGAAACUUAGCGUUGAUGAAUAAAGCUCUCUUAGGCAAGUGGAAUUGGCGUUUUGCCACUGAAAGAGAGGUGUUGUGGAAGAAAGUGAUCAGUCACAAACAUGGUGUAGAGGAGGGGGGUUGGUGUACUCGGGCCGAAAGAGGGAGGCAUGGUGUAGGGCUGUGGAAAGCUAUUAGAAAGGAAUGGUUGGGUAUGUAUAGCAGUUUAGCCUUCCGUGUGGGCAAUGGUCGAAGAGUGAGAUUCUGGAAGGAUAAGUGGUGCGGAGAUGAGCCUCUCUACGAAUCCUUCCCCUCUCUUUUUGCCAUUUCUCAGGCUAAAGACGCGUGGGUUUCGGAAGUGUGGAACCCAGAUGGUGUAGGCGAUGGUUGGACCCCUUUGUUCUCAAGGGCGCUUAAUGAUUGGGAAAUUGAGAUGAUGGAACAGUUUAUGCUUAAAAUCCAAGCUUUUAGGGUGCAAAGGGUGAACGAGGACAAGAUAGUGUGGACAACAUCUAAAAGUGGUGUUUUCUCAGUCAAGUCGCUCUACGCUAUUUUGGAGCCUGGUGGUUCAGCUAUGUUCCCUUAUGUUGGUAUUUGGAAAGCGAGUGUGCCGCCAAAGGUUGCUUUUUUCGCGUGGGAAGCAUCUUGGGGCAAAAUCUUAACUCUAGACCAACUUCAGAGGAGGGGCUAUUCUUUGGCAAAUAGGUGUUUUCUUUGUCUUGCUGAAGCAGAAACGGUGGAUCAUCUUUUACUCCAUUGUGUUAUGACGAGGACAUUGUGGAAUCUUCUUUUUUCUCUCUUUGGUGUGGAGUGGGUUCUCUCUGGUACAGUUAAGGAUACUCUCCUGGGGUGGCAUGGAGCGUUUGUGGGGAAAAUCCGUAAAAAGGCGUGGCAAAUGGCCCCCUUAUGUAUAUUUUGGUCAGUGUGGAAGGAAAGAAAUUCGUUGGCUUUUGGGAACGAGGUGUUGUCAAUCCAAAGGGGAUUUAUGGUCGGGAUCUGAGGGCGGUGUUAUUAAGAUAUGGCCAUGGGAAUCAAUUGAAAAAGUAUUUUCUCUAACGAUGGAAGAAAGACAUAUGGCUGCUUUAUUAGUAGAGAGGUCAUUCAUUGACCUUAGGAGCCAAGUAACUGUGAAUGGGGUCUGUAACAUUUUAGCUUCAGAUGUAAAGUAUAUGAUAUCUGACAAUUGUAGAGCGAAAGUCUGGAGUGCAGGGUAUCAAUCAUUUGCCUUGUGGGAUGCUCGUACAAGGGAGUUGCUCAAAGUGUUCAAUGUUGAUGGUCAGAUGGAGAAUCGAGUGGACAUAUCACCAGUGCAGGAUCCUGCAUUUGAUGAGGAAUGGAAGAUGAAGUCUGUUUCGAGUUUGAAGAAGGAUAAGCUUCAGGCUUCCUUUAGUUUUCUCCAACGCUCACGUAAUGCUAUAAUGGGAGCAGCUGAUGCUGUCCGUCGAGUUGCGGCAAAGGGGGCCUUUGGAGAUGAUAGUCGGAGAACUGAAGCUUUGGUCAUGACAAUAGAUGGUAUGAUUUGGACUGGGUGUACAAGUGGCUUACUUGUGCAAUGGGAUGGAAAUGGCAAUCGUUUACAAGAUUUUCAUUACCAUUCUUUUGCUGUUCAAUGCUUUUGUACAUUUGGGUCACGAAUAUGGGUGGGUUAUGUUAGUGGCACAGUCCAGGUAUUGGAUCUUGAGGGUAAUCUGCUUGGAGGAUGGAUAGCUCAUGACAGUCCUGUGAUAAAUAUGACUAGUGGUGCUGGUUAUGUUUUCACCUUAGCUAAUGAUGGUGGUAUACGUGGCUGGAACACCACAUCUCCUGGACCUCUUGACAGCAUAUUGAGUUCAGAAUUGGCUGGCAAAGAAUUCUUAUAUACAAGGCUAGAAAAUUUGAAAAUAUUAGCUGGUACAUGGAAUGUAGGACAAGGAAGAGCUUCCCAUGAUUCACUUAUAUCCUGGCUAGGUUCUGCAUCCUCAGAUGUUGGCAUCAUUGUUGUCGGGCUGCAAGAAGUGGAAAUGGGUGCUGGUUUUCUUGCAAUGUCUGCCGCAAAAGAAACUGUAGGACUUGAGGGGAGUUCUGUUGGGCAGUGGUGGCUGGAUAUGAUAGGGAGAACUUUGGAUGAAGGGUCAAUAUUUGAACGUGUUGGAUCUAGGCAGUUGGCAGGAUUACUCAUUGCUGUAUGGGUUAGAAAUAAUAUCAGAGCUCAUGUUGGAGAUGUUGAUGCUGCAGCAGUUCCAUGUGGAUUUGGGCGUGCAAUCGGUAAUAAGGGAGCUGUUGGUUUGAGAAUGAGAGUGUAUAAUCGGAUAAUGUGUUUUGUAAACUGUCACUUUGCUGCGCAUUUAGAGGCAGUCAAUCGUCGUAAUGCGGACUUUGAUCAUGUAUAUCGAACUAUGAUCUUUAGCCGGCCAUCUAACCUUUUUAAUGCUACAACUGCUGGUGUUUCAUCUGCUGUACAAAUGCUGCGAAGUGCAAACUCAGUAGAAGGGACUCCUGAAUUGUCUGAGGCAGACAUGGUUGUAUUCCUUGGUGAUUUUAAUUAUCGGCUUGAUGGCAUAUCUUAUGAUGAAGCAAGGGAUUUUGUUUCUCAAAGAUGUUUUGAUUGGCUUAAAGAAAGGGAUCAACUUCGAGCAGAAAUGGAAGCUGGGAAUGUCUUCCAAGGAAUGCGUGAAGCAGUCGUUAGAUUUCCUCCCACAUACAAGUUUGAAAGGCACCAAGCUGGUUUAGCAGGAUAUGAUUCUGGUGAAAAGAAGCGCAUUCCAGCUUGGUGUGACAGGAUUUUAUAUCGUGAUAGCCGCUCAGCUGCUGUUGCUGAAUGCAAUUUAGAGUGUCCUGUAGUCUCUUCAAUUUUACAGUACGAAGCUUGCAUGGAUGUGACAGACAGUGAUCAUAAGCCUGUUCGUUGCAUGUUUAGUGUUGAUAUUGCUCGAGUAGACGAGUCAGUCAGAAGACAGGAGUUUGGAGAAAUUAUUGGAUCUAAUAAGAGGAUCUGGCAUAUGCUUGAAGAACUGUGCAAGAUUCCAGACACUAUUGUUAGUACAAACAACAUAAUCCUUCAGAAUCAGGACACAUCUAUUUUGCGGAUUACUAAUAAAUCAGGGAAAUAUGAAGCUCUAUUUGAAAUAAUUUGUGAAGGUCAGUCCACCAUUAAGGAGGGCGGACUAGCAUCUGAUCAUCAACCAAGGGGUUCCUUUGGCUUUCCACGAUGGCUUGAGGUCAAUCCAGCAUCUGCCAUCAUCAAACCAGAUCAUGUUGCAGAGGUGGCGGUUCAUCAUGAGGAAUUCCAAACCCUAGAAGAAUUUGUUGAUGGCAUCCCACAAAAUUGGUGGUGUGAAGACUCUAGAGACAAGGAAGUUAUAUUGGUAGUUAAGAUUCGUGGCAAAUUCUCCACUGAGACAAGAAAUCACCGCAUCAGAGUGCGGUACUGCUUCGCGGCUAAGAAAUUACCUAUUGAUUCAAAAUCUAACUCCUCUAGGCAAGCACAAGGAACCGUCCUUCACCGAUCUGAUAUGCAGCGCCUAAGUGGUUCCUCUGAUGUGGUUGCUCACCUGCGGAAUAUGCACAGCCCUUAGGGCAGCAAUGAUUCUGUCUGCACAUCAAUCCGUGAGUAGAUCAACAAGGAAGAUGAAACAAUGACUGUGAUGCAGUCCAUCUGUUCAGACAGACCUCUCCCAGACAAGCAUCUUGUUGUAAAUAGCUGUGGAGCUGGUUCCCAAUGUAAACUUGCAACAAGUUGAGUUUGCUCCCCACAACAUUUUUGUUAGGUAUGGGUGUCUAUUCUUUAAACAAUAUCAGGUUUUUAAGUUUUUGAGUCCAACUUGUAAUUUUCUGUGACUAUUUGUUAGUGCAGAGGUGUAUAGAAAAAGUGAAGCAACGGGGUGGAGUGUUAUAAGAUUCUUCCCCCCCAUUUGUGUUCUUUUAUUUAAAACUUAAAGCCAUUUGUUCAUUAAAAUUAUGAGUGUAUCUUAGAUUGAGCACUAUGAAAGCAUGGAGAAAGCAAAACUUUUGCAGUAGGCUUCUUCUACUUCUUCUUAUUGUAAAUGGUAUAUCAAUCUGUGAGUAAUAUGGAUUUCAAUAUCAAUCUUCCUUCAUA
Vitis vinifera (wine grape) is the source of this 8902-nucleotide messenger RNA. RefSeq names its product type II inositol polyphosphate 5-phosphatase 15. The transcript has 11 exons. The coding region runs from base 5682 to 8381 and encodes 899 amino acids. The record is from RefSeq and is a predicted model, not a curated record. Gene Ontology annotation, molecular function: protein binding; phosphatase activity. Lineage: Eukaryota; Viridiplantae; Streptophyta; Magnoliopsida; Vitales; Vitaceae. Gene Ontology annotation, biological process: phosphatidylinositol dephosphorylation.